Molecule: messenger RNA, 552 nt
Organism: Aspergillus pseudotamarii
Lineage: Eukaryota; Fungi; Ascomycota; Eurotiomycetes; Eurotiales; Aspergillaceae
Exons: 1
Coding region: 188-487 (99 amino acids)
Source: RefSeq, a predicted model, not a curated record
UCCAUACCUAGGACGCAAAAUGCCAAGGCUAACAUGCUCCACAUGUCGAAUUUGCGCGUCAGGGCCUGGUCAUGGCCCAUCGCCGCGAGAUCGUGAGCAUCUUGCACACUUUGAUCAACCAAGUGUGGUUUAAGGGGCUGGGAGUUGGAUUCCAGGUCCAUACGGAGAUGUAAUCACGUAUGACAAGAUGAUGAGAGUUCAGCCAAGGGGUGGACGAGUUGAUUCGAUGGGCAAGUGGUGUACCCUACUGUCCAUUUUCUGCGCGUACUUUUUUUCUGGAGGGAAAAUUUUCCAAGGAGCUGACGCCGGGGGUUCAUUCAUAUAUCAAACCCGGGCAGCCUAUACACGGAGAGGGGGGGGGAAAGCAAGGAGGAAGAAGCUCUGCCUCUACUUUAGUCCCCGGACGUUUUCGCACCCCCUCACUCGGGGAAGAUUAGUUGCAGAUAAUUAUCGAGAAGAGUUUAAUCAGUGGAAUUGGUCAUGGUAGCGAUCUUCCUCAGUCACUGAUAGGCAAUAAUGAUAAGUUCGCGGCUUGGAAAUCGUGACGUUGGG